Molecule: messenger RNA, 3551 nt
Organism: Gadus macrocephalus (Pacific cod)
Lineage: Eukaryota; Metazoa; Chordata; Actinopteri; Gadiformes; Gadidae
Product: extracellular calcium-sensing receptor-like
Exons: 6
Coding region: 13-2580 (855 amino acids)
Biological process (GO): G protein-coupled receptor signaling pathway
Cellular component (GO): membrane
Molecular function (GO): G protein-coupled receptor activity
Source: RefSeq, a predicted model, not a curated record
UAGUUUCGAGCAAUGCAGAGCAAAGAUAUGUCAUUGCUAAGAAUGGCCUUCGUGGUACUGCUAAUUGAGAGGGCAUACACUGUCUGCCUGCUUCAAGGGAUGGCAGAGGGGCCUGAGCUAGCCCAAAAGGGGGACUUGACAAUUGGAGGCAUUUUCUCAUUUCGCACCAGGCAAAAAUACAUCAUUGACACAUUUGAGACCAUUCCUCAGAAACGACAAUGCCAGAACUUCAUUUUCAGGGAAUUUAAAUUUGCUCAAACUAUGAUCUUUGCUAUAAAUGAGAUCAACAAAAAUCCAGGAAUACUCAACGGUGUAAAGCUUGGCUAUAAGAUAUAUGAUGAUUGUGGAACUAUGGAUGUACUUAGAGCUGCACUUGCUUUGGUAAAUGGACAAAGGAGUGAACUCAUUGAGAAAAACUGUACUCGGAGUGAAACAGUACAAGCUAUACUUGGACAUUCAGGAUCAAGGCCAACUAUUCCAAUUGCACAAACUGUUGGCCGGUUUCAUGUACCUGUGAUCAGCCACUUUGCUACCUGUGCCUGUCUAAGCAACAGAAGGACGUAUCCUACCUUUUUCCGAACUAUUCCUAGUGACUAUUACCAGAGUAGGGCCCUGGCAAAGCUGGUGAAACACUUUGGCUGGACCUGGAUUGGAGCACUAGCUGUUGAUAAUGAAUAUGGCCUUAAUGGUAUUUCGGCAUUGAUACAAGCUGCAAUUGAAAAUGGUGUAUGCGUUGAGUAUUCUGAAGCCUUUUCACGAACGGUGUCAUCGCAUAAACUGAGCAGAAUAAUAGACAUCAUCAAACGCUCAACUUCAAAAGUGAUCAUGGCGUUUAUGACACAUCAAGAGAUAAAGGUGCUGGCAGCAGAGUUGUACAAACACAAUAUUACAGGACUUCAGCUUGUUGGCAGUGAUGCCUGGCUCACAGACCACUCUCUCACUGACAUUGAGGGCCACAGCAUCCUGGUGGGCUCCAUCGGCUUCACCGUCAGCAGAGCUCAGAUCCCGGGGUUGGGGAAGCACCUUAGGGAUGUUCAACCCUCACAGUUCCCUGACAGCCAGUUUGUCAAAGAUUUCUGGGAAUAUAUGUUUAAUUGCUCUCUCAAUGGGAUGGAUUAUAUGAAAAGAAAACCAUGCAGUGGGCUUGAAAGCUUACAUGACAUUGAAUCACAGUUCACUGAUGUAUCUGAAUUGAGAUUUACUAACAAUAUAUACAAGUCUGUUUAUGCUGUGGCCCAUGCUCUAAACAAUCUAUUAAAGUGUAGAGAUACCCAGAGUCCAUUAUCAAAUGGAAGCUGUGCAGAAAUAAAGUAUAUUCAACCAUGGCAGGUCCUACAGCAUCUGCAGGCUGUGAAUUUCACGACAACAAACGGGGAAAGGGUUUAUUUUGACAGUCAAGGAGACUCACCAGCGAGAUAUGAUCUUGUUAAUUUACAGAUGACCAAAAAGGGAACGAUGGAAGGUGUCACAGUUGGCAUCUAUGACGCCUCUCUUGCAGAGAACAAUCAGUUUUUAAUGAAUAACAUCUCAGUUGUUUGGGGUGGUGGUCAUACUGAGGUUCCAGCGUCAGUGUGCAGUGUGAGCUGUCUACCAGGAACACACAAAGUGCUGCAGAAACAACGGCCGGUCUGUUGUUACGACUGCAUACCCUGUCCCUUAGGCGAGAUUAGCAAUGCAACAGAUUCAAUAGACUGCAUGAAAUGUCCAUUAGAAUAUUGGCCUAAUAAAUACAGAGAUUCCUGCAUUCCCAAAGAAGUGGAAUUCUUGGCCUACAAUGAAACCAUGGGGAGUGUCGUGGUCCUUUUUUCCCUUUUUGGCGUAUUUCUGACCACCAUUACAACGCUAGUCUUCUAUUGCCACAGUGAAACCCCUCUAGUGCGAGCUAAUAAUGCUGAGCUGAGCUUCUUGCUGCUGUUCUCCUUGACUCUGUGUUUCCUGUGUUCUCUGACCUUCAUCGGCCGUCCCUCAGACUGGUCCUGUAUGCUUCGCCACACAGCUUUUGGGAUCACCUUUGUCCUCUGUAUCUCAUGUGUUCUGGGGAAGACUAUAGUGGUGUUGAUGGCCUUCAGGGCCACACUACCAAGCAGUAAUGUUAUGAAAUGGUUUGGUCCAACUCAGCAGAGACUCAGUGUAUUGGCUUUCACUCUCAUACAGGUUGUGAAUUGUAUACUCUGGUUAACAAUCAAGCCUCCAUAUCCCAUUAAGAAUAUGGAAACCUACAUGGAUAAGAUCAUUCUAGAAUGUGCCUUAGGAUCCCCUAUAGGAUUCUGGGCUGUGUUAGGGUACAUAGGACUUUUAGCUUUAUUAUGUUUCAUACUGGCUUUUCUUGCAAGAAAGCUGCCUGAUAACUUCAAUGAGGCGAAGUUCAUCACCUUCAGCAUGUUGAUAUUCUGUGCAGUCUGGAUCACCUUCAUCCCUGCUUAUGUCAGUUCUCCUGGGAAGUUCACGGUAGCUGUGGAGACCUUUGCGAUUUUGGCUUCAAGCUAUGGGUUGCUUUUUUGCAUAUUUCUACCAAAAUGUUACAUACUUUUACUGAAGCCUCAGAAAAACACAAAAAAACACAUAAUGGGAAAGAAUUAAAACCGUGAGAUUCUUUAAGAGGAUUAAAAUAUUGAAUUUAUGUGAAUCUACUGAUAUGUGAAGUUAUUAUAAAUGACUUAUCAAUAUGAAUAAAAACGAUCAAAGUAAACUAUGGUAAUUAAAAACAUGUAUAGAUAAAUGGAGAGUAUGUAUUCAUGCCACAAAUUAACAACGUAAGGAUGCAUGGAAUUACAUAAAAUUCCAUCUUUAAAAUAUUUAGUUAACUUUAGUUCAACUAAGUUCAACUGAGUGAACUAAUUAGUAAUUCAUAUUAUCAGACAUCAAAAGUCUAAAGCUAAUUUCUUUGUUUAAAAUGUUUAAACUCAACCAUAUUGAAUGAUCAGUUGAGAUAUGGCAGAGUAAAUAAAAACAUGAUCGAACAGCUAUGGAUUUAUAUAUGAUUAAAACAGGAGCCAAAGCUAAUUGGGAUGGUUUGUAUAAGGUAUUAAUCAGUCGGCCAAACAUAUUAGCAUAUGUAUAUUAUAAUAUGAAAAUUUACUACAAUUGUAGUUAAUUGAAAAAGUAUUUAUGUUGUCACACUUUAGCCCAUAUGGGAAUUAAUGAACACUUUCAUGAUUGUUUGACAUUUCUUUACAUUUCUGAUGAAUUUAAAAAAUCUAUCCAUCUGGUGAUAUGUAGUGAAUAGUAAAACUGUUGAGAAUAGUCACUGAGGUAAACAUGCUGAAAAGCUGUCAAUAACAAACCACUGAGAAAAACACUUAAUGGUAAAUAGGUCACCAUCUGGUGUAAAUAUGCCUCCAUUACCCAGUGGCGGGCGUCCUUAGGGGUUGAUGGGACUAGAGUCCCCAACCUCGACACAGGGGGGGGGGGGGACGACGACAUUGUAUCAGAUUGCCUCAUCUGCUUUCAACCAGCUGAACAACAGGUGACAGACAAGUCUGCCCAGGCAUAACGAUGGAGCAUGAGUGGAUUCUAAUUAUUACAAUACAUUACGUAAGACAUGGUUAUUA